Molecule: messenger RNA, 1260 nt
Organism: Aspergillus oryzae RIB40
Lineage: Eukaryota; Fungi; Ascomycota; Eurotiomycetes; Eurotiales; Aspergillaceae
Exons: 5
Coding region: 1-1260 (419 amino acids)
Source: RefSeq, a predicted model, not a curated record
AUGCCUUCAGUCAAUCUGGAUUCUUCUACGUCGUCAAUAGGGGGCCAUGAAAAUGAUCAUCCCGAAAUUCCGAUCAUCGAUGACAACGAACCGUUAGUUGACGUGGUCCGAAAACUAUAUAAUUAUUUGACAUUGACUGUAUCUGAUGUCUCAUAUACCUUUGAACAAAUCGGAUCUACUUCCCACGGCUAUAGUCUCAGGUUGCUUAUUCAUUCUUUAGUGGAAAGCUCGCAUAAUACUUAUAUUAUUCCUGCAUUAAUGAUCCUGAAGUGGCAAUUCGAUAAUGCUGCUGAUUAUGAUUGGGGCGUAAGUGAAAGUCGAGGAUACGCUUGUGAAUAUGUCGCCUGGCAGUUUGUCUGUCACCUUAAUCAGCGGGAAACUCUUGUAUACCUACUUGAGGAACUCACAUGGCCCACACAGAAGGCUAUCAACCUUCCUCAAGCGGAAAUGGGUACUUCUGGAUAUGCCUCGGCUGCCGCCACUAAUCACCGGACUCUAGAAGAAGAUGAAAGGGCACCAUUGUUGCUGGGCUCGUCCUCGUCUCUAUAUCGUUUCUUUGGCGGUACGAGGCGUCUAGGUAGCUCGCUUGAGGAUGACAAUUCAGGAUCCCACGAUUUAACAUAUGAUGCGUAUGAACUGGAGAAAUUCUCGCUGUUUUUUGGACUGAAUGCUCUAGAAAUUGCAACUAUUGCCCACGCAAAAAAGUUUUUGAGCCAAAAAGUGGUACAGAGAGUCAUUGAUCAUAUCUGGAAAGGAGAAAUUGUUUUCUGGGACACCCUGAGUGUGCAUUCGACAAAGAAGCCACACUUCUUCAAUAAAAGGACGGCGGAUCCUUAUUCUCGGUUACGGGUUCCAGUAUAUCGCAAAGCGUUUGAAGCAGCUUUCUUUGUCUCAUUCUUAAUCCUAUACUAUGCGGUUCUAGUUGAACGAAAGCCCACGGGUAUAGGAAUCUUUGAAACACUGAUGUAUUUCUGGAUCGCUGCCUUCGCUUAUGAUGAAGUAAGCGGCAUGGCAGAUGCGGGAAUGCUUUUCUACCAGAUGGACUUCUGGAAGCUGUGGAAUAUGGGAAUCAUAGGUACUGGACUUGCCUUCGUCAUUUCAAGUGAGUCAUUAUCCCCUGUGAAUCUGCCUUACCCUUUGUUCAGCUCUUUCAGCUGGACUAGGAUUCUGUGCCAUCGGGGUGAGCGACCCCUAGGAUCAUCGGGCUGGCCAAAGAUAGCGACUACAUUACAGACUUGUCAUUUGAUAUACUUUCAUUAG